Gasterosteus aculeatus aculeatus (three-spined stickleback) is the source of this 1572-nucleotide messenger RNA. The record is from RefSeq and is a predicted model, not a curated record. Lineage: Eukaryota; Metazoa; Chordata; Actinopteri; Perciformes; Gasterosteidae.
GCAUUAGUGUUACGUAACAUUCCCCUGUUGGGACUCUCACCUCCCCUCCUCACUCAGAACACGUUCCACUUACCACACUCACUCAUAGAAGCAAACUGAAUUUUAGGACUUUUCCAACAUCGUUAUGAUUUUUCAAGCGCUUUUUGAAUGUAUGGACUUUACCAGCUGGUUGCUGGUGACUUUAGCUGCGUUACUUGUGACGGAUGUGGUCAGAAACUGGAGACCACACAACUUUCCACCAGGACCGUGGGCGCUGCCUAUUCUAGGAAACAUCUUCACAGGACUGGACUUCCAAUCAAUAAAUAAGCUUGCUGAGCAGUACGGUCCAGUGUUCAGCUUGAGGAAAGGCAGCACGAGGAUGGUGUUUGUCUCCGGCUACAAGAUGGUCAAAGAGGCUCUCGUCAACCAGAUGGACAGCUUUGUUGAUCGACCGGUUGUUCCUCUCUUCCACAAAACCUUCAAGGGGAUUGGUAUAGCUUUGAGCAAUGGUUACCUCUGGAAGCAGCAGAGGAAGUUUGCCAACACUCACCUGCGUUACUUUGGAGAGGGUCAGAGGUCGCUGGAAAAAUACAUUCAGGUGGAAAGCGAGUUCUUGUGUGAAGCUUUCAAAGAGGAACAAAGAGGACCGUUCAAUCCCCACUACACCAUAACGACCGCAGUGUGCAACAUCAUCUCCUCUGUGGUCUUUGGACAGCGCUUUGAAUACAGCGAUCAGACCUUUCGAACGGUUCUGGAGCUGGACAAUGAGGCCGUCCUGCUCGCCGGCUCUCCUCUGGUUCAGCUGUAUGAUGUGUACCCCAGCUUACUGGACCACCUGCCAGGACCUCACCAGACUCUCCACAGAAACUACAGGGAGAUCAUGGCUUUCCUGGCAAAGCAAGUAGAGAAGCACCGGGAAGAGUGGAACCCUGAGGACCCCCGGGACUUUAUUGACGUAUACCUGGCAGAGAUGGAAAAGAAAAAGGAGGAUCCCCAGGCGGGCUUUAACAUUGAAACCCUGCUGGUUUGCACUCUCGACCUGAUUGAGGCUGGGACCGAAUCAUCUUCCACCACUUUACGCUGGGCCCUCGUCUACAUGAUGCACCACCCAGAGAUACAAGAGAAAGUCCAGGCGGAGAUCGACCGAGUGAUUGGAGAGUCUCGUCAGCCCGCCGCGGCCGACCGACCCAACCUGCCCUUUACAGACGCCGUCAUCCACGAGAUUCAAAGGAUGGGGAACAUCGUUCCUUUGGGUUUCCCCAAAAUGGCCACUAAAGACGCUACACUGGGAGGAUAUUUAAUACCCAAAGGUACAAGUCUGACGACAGCUCUGGGAUCUGUGCUGUUUGACAAGAAUGAGUGGGCGACUCCUGACAACUUCAAUCCUGAGCAUUUCUUGGAUUCAGAGGGAAAGUUCCGCAGAAGAGAGGCCUUCCUACCGUUUUCUGCAGGUUUGCACAACACACCUUCAGGGAUGCAUAGCACUAAAAGCCAGUGGAAUUUUUCCGUUGGCUUUUCCGGAUAAUGGGACAAAAUAAGCUUGGUGGCAACACAAACGGUUAUGAUACGUUCACCUUUUGUUCAGCAAGAUGA